Molecule: messenger RNA, 807 nt
Organism: Dioscorea cayenensis subsp. rotundata (Guinea yam)
Lineage: Eukaryota; Viridiplantae; Streptophyta; Magnoliopsida; Dioscoreales; Dioscoreaceae
Product: zinc finger BED domain-containing protein RICESLEEPER 1-like
Exons: 2
Coding region: 1-807 (268 amino acids)
Molecular function (GO): DNA binding; protein dimerization activity
Source: RefSeq, a predicted model, not a curated record
AUGACGGACGGCAUGCUUGGCGACAUUAUCUCAGCCAUCCAAGCAUGCCAUGGUGAUGAACAAUGGGCAGCGACCGGGCCGUGCACCCAGCGGCGGGAUCAAUAUCCCAAGCAUGAUCGACGGCAUUAUCUCGCUGAUGAAGAAUGGGAAAAGGCUAAGGAGAUUUGUGAAAGAUUGAAGAUGUUUCACAGUGUGACCGAGUUGUUUUUAGCGACCAAGUAUCCUACAGCAAACCUAUAUUUUCCUAAGAUUUGUCAGAUUAGCAUUGCUUUGGCAAAUUGUGUUAGUUGUGGGAUUGACUAUAUUGAAUUAAUGGCAUUGAGAAUGAAGUCAAAAUUUGAAAAGUAUUGGAACAAAAUUCAUGGUAUUAUAGGUGUGACAAUGGUUUUGGACCCCAGAUUCAAGUUGAUGUUGUUCGAAAUAUAUUUUCCCAUUAUAUAUGGUGAGAAUAAAGCAAAAGAUGAAAUUCAAAAAAUUCGAACUCUUUGUUAUGAUUUGGUGGGAGAAUAUUCUUCUAAAGCAAAUUUGAAUGAAUCUAGUGGGUUUAUGGAUAAUUCUUCACAACUAUUGGCCAAUGAUGAUGAUGAUGCAGAAUUUAUCAAUAAUUAUCAAUUGUUUGUUGCUUUUCUUGGGUGUCAAAUGGAGAAUGUGAAGUCAGAGUUGGACAAUUAUUUGGAAGAGUCUAUAUUGCCAAUGAAAGCCGAUUUCGAUAUUUUGAGUUGGUGGAAAAAUGCAUUGAAGUAUCCUACUUUACAAUUAAUUGCGAGAGGUAUUUUGGCAAUUACUGUGUCUACCGUGGCUUCAUAA